AUGCGUACAUUCCUUUUCUUCAUCGUUCUCCUCUUCUUCUUCUCCUCCUCCUCCGUCAUCUCCACCGUCUCCGCCCACGAAACACCAACAACAACACCCGCUACUCCAUCCACACAACAGCCUUCCACGCCAUCUAAAAAAGGCCGUGGUCGCCGCCGUCGCAAUGCAGCCAAAUUCUUCGGAUUCGUUCGUGCAAACCGCACAAUGUAUCUAUACAACCAAACCGAAUUAGCCAAGGAGUUCAUGCACGCGCACAACUGGGUGAGAAAGGAGUACAAGCUCCCACCUUUAGCAUGGAGCGAAAACCUCGCGAGCUUCGCGAGGAAGUAUCUCAUGGAAAGGUAUGAUGAUUGUAAACUGGUUCAUUCUACUGCGAAUUACGGGGAGAAUAUGUUCUGGGGGAAGAAACUGCACUGGACACCUUCUGAUGCGGUUUAUUACUGGUACAAGGAGAAAGAUUCGUUCGAUUUCAAUACGUUGAAGUGCGCGCCGCCACCGAAGCUUUGCGAACAUUUUACGCAGAUUGUUUGGAGAGAUUCUUCGCAUGUUGGAUGUGCAUUGCAGCAUUGCAAGAACGUUGGCACUGGGAUGCUUAUCGCGUGUGAGUAUGAUCCGCCGGGUAAUUUUGUAAACGAGAAUCCUCUCGUUCAUACUACUUAA
Vicia villosa (hairy vetch) is the source of this 660-nucleotide messenger RNA. Its product is annotated as pathogenesis-related protein PRB1-3-like. Bases 1 to 660 code for a protein of 219 amino acids. Gene Ontology annotation, cellular component: extracellular region. The transcript has a single exon. Lineage: Eukaryota; Viridiplantae; Streptophyta; Magnoliopsida; Fabales; Fabaceae. The record is from RefSeq and is a predicted model, not a curated record.